CGCCACAUUCGCCACUGGAAAUCACAAUAAACUUCCAGUGCCCAGAGAAGUAGACCUGCCACGUCGAAAUCCCGAUUUUCACCCCCAAAUCUGCUGAAAAUCCCCUUUCCGGCUGCACCAACAUCAUGGGAGUGACACACAGCGUCUCCGUGCCCGGUGGAGGCACCGAGGGAUACCACGUAUUGCGGGUGCAAAGCAACUCGCCAGGUGAGCGAGCGGGUCUGGAGGCUUUCUUCGACUUUAUCGUGGCCAUCGGGAACACACGACUGGACCAGGAUAAUGACACACUCAAGGAGUUGCUGAAAGUGAACGCCGAGAAGGAGAUCAAGAUGAUUGUGUACAGCAGCAAAACCCAGACAGUCCGGGAAGUCAGUAUAACACCGAGCGCCAAGUGGGGCGGCACAGGACUGCUGGGCGUCAGUAUAAGGUUUUGCUCCUUCGAGGGAGUCAACGAGAACGUUUGGCAUAUUUUAGAAGUGCAUCCUUCAUCCCCCGCGGAAGAGGCUGGUCUGCGGUCCUUCUCGGACUACAUCAUCGGCGCUGACUCGGUGCUGCACGAGAGUGAGGAUCUGUUCACGCUGAUUGAGUCCCACGAGGGACGUCCGUUGAAGAUGUACGUGUACAACACAGAAGACGACGCGUGCCGGGAGGUUUCGAUCAAGCCCAACACCAAGUGGGGCGGCGAGGGCAGUCUGGGAUGUGGCAUUGGCUACGGCUAUCUGCACAGGAUUCCCGUGCGGACGAUGCCGGAGGAGCGAAAACCGCUCUUCCGCAUGCCAAUCGCCGUGGAGAGUGUUCCCGCGACGAAUGUGACGACGCCUCCGCUCGUGGCCGCCGCGUUUCCCAGCUCGCCGGAGCCCACGAUCCCCUUCGUGCCACCACUCACCAACACAUUCCCCAACGUGAGUGGCACGACGAACGGGGAGACGCCGACGGCGGAAGUGACGUCAGUGAGCGUGCCGACGCCCGUGAAUCCGGCCGUGAGCAGCCUGGGAGCGCCCACGGUGGCCACGAGCGCCAUUCCCGGCGUGAUCAACACGAGCCAGCUGUUCAGCGGCGUGGCCAGCACAGCGCCGGACCCGUUCGCGAGCGUGGCGCCGGUGCCGAUGUACGCCACACAGCAGAUACCGGCGCCGGCGCCCAUUCACCACAUCCCGGCCUUCAGCAGUACGGCGCCGCACUUCGCGCCCGCCUUCCCCCUCAUGGACGCCCAGCCGCCGCUGCAGACGGUCUCCACGUAUCCGCAAGUGGGCACGGCCCUCACGACGCCCAUCGCACUGCCCGGCAUGCCUCCCAUCACUGUGAGCGCCACCAUCCCGCCGCAGGCGCUGUUCCCCUCCUUCUCGGCCGCCGCGACGCCUCUCACGCCGCCCCAGAACUGAGCUGCGCC
Molecule: messenger RNA, 1390 nt
Organism: Phlebotomus argentipes
Lineage: Eukaryota; Metazoa; Arthropoda; Insecta; Diptera; Psychodidae
Gene: Grasp65
Product: Golgi reassembly-stacking protein 2
Exons: 3
Coding region: 126-1382 (418 amino acids)
Biological process (GO): Golgi organization
Cellular component (GO): Golgi apparatus
Molecular function (GO): protein binding
Source: RefSeq, a predicted model, not a curated record